Messenger RNA from Zea mays, 4282 nucleotides. Its product is annotated as pentatricopeptide repeat-containing protein At5g65560. The record is from RefSeq and is a predicted model, not a curated record. Bases 136 to 2361 code for a protein of 741 amino acids. NCBI's taxonomy places the organism in Eukaryota, Viridiplantae, Streptophyta, Magnoliopsida, Poales, Poaceae. The transcript has 7 exons. Gene Ontology annotation, molecular function: protein binding.
UCUGAGUUUCUGUCUUUCUGACUACACCCUGGCCCUGGAUCCGCCUCCCGUCUCUGACCUCCUCACAUAGCCGCCGCCGCCGAUCUCCGUCAUCGGCCCAGCAAUGCCCGCCGCCACGCCAUAGCUCACCGCGCGAUGCCCGCGCCCGCGCCCAAGGCGCUGCCCCGUCUCCUCGCCGCCAUAUCCACCGCCGCCUCCUCGGCCACUGACCUCCGUCGUCUCUCCCUCCUCCUCCUCUCCCCCUCCGCUCCUGUGCCCCCCAUCCGGUGCCUCAACACCCUCCUCAUGGCGCUCGCCCGCCACGGCAUGCUCUCGGACAUGGAGUCGCUCGCCGCCCGCAUGCCUGUCCGCAACCUCCACACCUACACCACCCUCAUCAACGCCUAUUGCCACGCUGGCGACCUCCCCGCUGCCAAGCGCCAUCUGUCCUCGCUCCUGCGCGCCGGCCUCGCACCGGACUCCCACGCGUACACGUCCUUCGUCCUCGGGUACUGCCGCACGGGGCUGUUCGCGCACGCCUGCCGAUUGUUCUUGCUAAUGCCGCAGCGGGGGUGCGCGCGCACCCCGUUCACGUACGCAGCCCUGCUCCAGGGGCUAUGUGGCGCUGGGAUGGUGCGCGAGGCGAUGGCGGUUUUCGCUGGGAUGUGGCCUGAUGGCUGUGCCCCUGAUUCGCACGUCUACAGCAUAAUGGUGCACGGGUUAUGUGGGGCAGGACGAGCUGGAGAGGCGGUUGCGCUGCUCACAGACGCAAUGGGGAAGGGAUUUGUGCCGAAUGUUGCUGUAUACAAUGCUUUGAUCGAUGGCUACUGCAGUACUGGGGACUUGGAGCUCGCAAUUGACAUCUUCAAGGGGAUGCAGAGUAAAGGGUGCUUGCCGAACGUCCGCACAUAUACUCAGCUGAUAUGUGGGUUUUGCAAGUCGGGGAAAGUAGAGAGGGCCAUGGUACUAUACAGUCGGAUGAUUGAGGCAGGUUUAGCUCCAAAUGUGGUGACAUACACAACCUUAAUCCAGGGACAGUGCAGCGAGGGGCACUUGGAACAUGCUUUUAGGCUGCUUCAUUCAAUGGAGGCUUGUGGGCUGGCCCCUAAUGAGUGGACUUGCUUAGUGCUGAUUGAUGCUUUGUGCAAACAUGGGAGAAUUGAGGAAGCUCAGCAGUUUCUCGGGUCUCUUGUUCAGAAGGGAAUUAAGGUGAAUCAGGUUAUCUACACCAGUAUGAUAGAUGCAUUGUGCAAGUCGGGAAAGUUUGAUGGUGCUCAUAAUCUGAUGCAGAAAAUAAUCACAGAAGGGUUUGUGCCAGACGCCCACAUGUACAGUUCGCUUAUUGAUGGACUAUGCAGGGAAAACAAGCUGUUGGAAGCAAUAUCACUAUUGAAUGAUAUGAUUGAGAGUGGAGUACAGGCCAAUGCUGUUCCAUUUACCAUUCUAAUUGAUAAACAUCUCAGGGAGUUUAGAUCUGAUUCCCCAAAAAUGAUAUCCGAUAGGAUGGCUGCGGCAGGUGUUAAGCCUGAUGUCGUCACUUAUACAGUUUUUAUACGCUCCUACUGUCAAGAUGGAAGGAUGGAAGAUGCCGAAUCCAUGAUGAUUCAGAUGAUCGAUCAUGGUGUUCGUCCAAAUUUAACCACAUAUAACACAUUGAUUAAAGGAUAUGCAAAUCUUGGACUAGUUAGUCAAGCAUUUUCAUCUCUUAAGAACAUGAUUGAUAAUGGAUGCAAGCCAAAUGACGAGUCUUACACAGUUCUCCUUGGACUUCUACUAAAGAAAAAUUCCUACCAUGACUUAGUUGCUGAUUCUAUUAGUUUAUGGAAAAUAGUUGACAUGAAAGUUCUCGAGGAACUUUUGGAGGAAGUGAUUAAGCUUCAGUGCAGCUCAGCCAGCUAUGUUUACGAUUGUUUUAUUAGAUGUUUGAGCAAAGUCGACAGAUUGGAGGAAGCAAAAAGUUUUCUCGUAGGGAUGCAGAGUGCUAACUUAACCCCAAGUGAGGAUGUAUAUACUUGUAUGAUAGAAUGUUGCUACAGAAUGAAAUUGCUAAAAGAAGCUUUAAGGUUUCUUGAUUCAAUGGUGAAAAGAAACUAUUUACCACGUUUAGAAUCUUAUAGGUUUAUUAUUUGUGCUCUUUGUGAGGAAGGAAGCUUUCAUACUGCUAAAAGCAUUUUUGGUGACAUACUAUCAAAGGAAUACAACCGUGAUGAGAUUGCUUGGAAGAUUUUGAUUGAUGGCUUAUUACAAAAAGGAAACACUGCUGACUGCUCCCGUCUGCUAUCAUUCAUGGAGGAACAGAAUUGCCGUCCUGGUUCUGCAAUAUAUUCUAGGCUUACAGGCGAAAUAACAGUUACAAGUGAAGCUCAGGAAAUUGCUACAUGAAUACGGACAAACCAACCAACCUUAGUGUUGGUGUUGAUGGUUCCAUGAAUCAGUACAAGAUGGGCAAAUUGAAAGCUAAAAAGACUUUGGCUGUUUGACAUUAGCAGUGCCCCUGUAAUUGUGAGGAAGGAUGUGGCAACACAAAUAAUCCCUGAUAUAAGCAGGUGGAUGAUCGGGUGAUUCUGACUAGGUGGUCCAAGGCUUGAGGCUCUGCAAAAAGGCAACAUAUAUUCUAGAAUGGAAGAAAAAAACUAUGGAAUCUAAAUCUUCUGCCUGGGAAGUAACACAAAUUGUGAAGUGUAUAUCAAAUUCUUGGCUUGUGCUGGACCAUCCCUGAUGCGGCAAUUCCAUGGGCGACAAAGGGGACUGAGGUGAAUGCAGUGCAAAUUCCUGAGCCGACUAUUCCCUGCUGUGUGCCUCUGGAAUCAACAGAUGCUACCCCUCGGACAUCGAGCUUGUGGCUGUUGGCAAGUUCCUAGUGCCAAGUGCUCCGAGCCUCCAACCAACGGCGAAGUGGGCAAAGCUCUCCAGACACUGCUGCUCCAAGGGCCUCCAGAAUUUGCUGUAAGAUUUCGCCCUGAUAACAUCAUUGUCUAUUCUCGAGCACCAAGACAACAGGGAGAAUCGCCAGCUCCAGCAUCUGAGUUCAUUGAAAAGGUUACCAAGAAGAUAGACACCCUUGUACCUGUUCCGAUCAUUCAGAAAAGGAGAAAGAAAAUGAACUACCCGACCCGCCUGCCACGGCGCACCCGUCGAAUUGCCUAACUGCCACCUGAAAGGCUGAAACUGACCUAGUUUCAGCAUCAGCCGCUUGCCGUAAGCUUGGCUUGUCAGAUGAAGAAGGAAGGAUAUCUGAUGAAACCCUUGAGAGGUACAUCAAACUCUAUGAUGAGGAUAGACUAUGCCGCGAGCUUGGCUUGUCAGAUGAAGAAGGAAGGAUAUCUGAUGAAACCCUUGAGAGGUACAUCAAACUCUAUGAUGAGGAUAGACUAUUCCGCGACCAUGUGGCAGCGCUUGCUGCUUUAUUUGGCUGGGACGCGCCUCCUGAAGGACAAGCUUGUCUUGCCGACAACACCGUGUUAGUUGUCUGACAGCUCCUAUUUUUGGUCCUGCUUCUGAUUCUGCGUCAAUGGAUAGAUCCAAUAUCUUGAUUUGGAAUGUACGGGGUCUUAAUGAUAAAUCAAGGCGAGAUAAUCUUCGGAAAGUCGUUGAUGCAUCCAAACCUUCUGUGAUUGAAGUCUCAUUUUGAAGCGAAUCCAAGGGACAUUGAUUUGCUCAAGCGUGAUAAGUUGAUAAACAACAGGGAAAUUCAUGAACUGAUGCACACAUGCGUUAUGUUCCUGACUAUCUAAUUGACCCUAAAUCAAAAGAAGCCAUUGUCAAACUUUCCAGGGCUCCUAUGGGUAUGGACAAGCCCCAAAGACGAAAAAGACACGGGUUUAAGGGAGGAUCAGGGAGAAGCAGAGAUCCUCUUAAAACUCUCUGCUGAGGGAAAACGAGGGAGACGGAGGAGAGAUACAGAGGGAGAACCAGAUAUAUAGAACAAAUAGUAAGAAGCGCGGAAAGUUGAUUUUGCAAUGAGUCUUGCCAUCAAACUCACUCAGUUUUGUAGGCUUGUUUUAAGCCACAUGUCAAACUUGUAUCGUUGACACUUGAGGAACUGUUGUUUCGGUGACACUUGUAGCUAAGGAGUAUAUAUUUCAUUGCCUGAUGGAUAUUCAAAGGCUAAAAAUGUAAACUCCUCCCAGCUAGAACAUUCAUAUUAAAUUCGUUUGCCGGUUAUGUAAACAAAAUCUGCUUCUCAUGGGUCUGGCUGAGGUGAUGCCACCCGCACGUACAAAGUUACAUUUCCUCUAGUUUUUAAUGGGAAACUUUUAAAAAAAUUUUAUCAAAAACCAAUCAUUUACAUUGGUUUGUGCUA